GCUCAUUGUCUUUGGCGCCGAUUGAUUUGUUAUGUAUUAGAAAUGAAGAUAUAGUAAUUCAUUGCAUUGUUUUUUUAUAUGUUAAUAAAAUGUUAGGUCGUGUAUUUGUUAAACUGAACUUUCAGCUGGAUUUGAAAAUGUGUAAUAAUGACUGUUUAUGCGAUUUUUGUUUGCAAUUUGAUUAGUUUGGACCCGGCGAAUUUUCAUUUUGAUUUCCGACAUGGAUCCUGACAACACGAGCGCUACUGCAAGCUUUAAUGUUGAGCAGAUACCCGCCGUUCCUGAAGUUGUUUCCCAUGGCAAUGUAAAUGAUGGUGUCGACUUUUUCAGUGAACUCUUACAUUUCAAAGACGACACCUUAGCUGUUGAAAAUAUGAAAGCUACCUACGAGCUAGUUCAUGGACUUUUUAAUUUUCAGACUGGAGGUAUUCAGAAUGAAGUGAGCAACAUUUCAAAUUCUUUGGAGAUAAAUAGAAUUUCUACUCAAGACCAAAAUGAAGCUUCAAAGAAAGAAACAGAAAUUAAAGAGCUCUCUGCCAAAAUUGAAGGACUGAGUCAGCUUAAUAAAGAAUUAGAAGAAAAGAACUCUCAGCAAGAAAGCCAGUUAUAUGAGUAUGAGGAAAAGUUAGCUGAAAAGAUGAGUGACCUUUUGUCUUUGACAACAGAAACAGAAACAUUAAGAAGAAGCUUUGAAGCAAGUGAAGGUGAAAGAAUAGCAUUAAUCGAGAAAGUUCAGCAAUUGCAGGCAGAACUUACUCAGUUCAAAGAGCUGAAAUUAAGGAAUGUUAAUGAUGAUGAACAGAUUGUAUCACUACAGAAAGAUUUAUCAAUUAAAACCAAAGCAGAACGUAAAUUAAAAAAAGAAAUAGAUACGUGUCAUGAGCAGUUAACAGUGAAAAGUAAAUGUCUCAAUCAGCUAAAGAAAUCCAAUAAGAAAUUUGCAAAUUUGUUAUUGAAUUUUGGAGAAAAGAUGGAAAAAGCUAAGCUUCUUACGUUAAAAGAAAAAAAAUUUCUUCAUGCUCUUUCAAAAGAUUGUCAAGAUCAGAAUUCAGAUUUUAGCCUAAGUUUAGCAGCAAUCAAUCUAUAACACCAAUAUGGGCUUUCGCUUCAUGUAUUUUCUCAACUUUUACAAAGAAAUUUAUAUAUAUGAGACCAAAAUAUUAGUGCUAUCUGCAUCUGCUAGUGCUUCCAAACCAGGUAAUGA
Molecule: messenger RNA, 1204 nt
Organism: Stegodyphus dumicola
Lineage: Eukaryota; Metazoa; Arthropoda; Arachnida; Araneae; Eresidae
Source: RefSeq, a predicted model, not a curated record